Messenger RNA from Stylophora pistillata, 3306 nucleotides. RefSeq names its product furin-like. Gene Ontology annotation, cellular component: trans-Golgi network; Golgi membrane. The record is from RefSeq and is a predicted model, not a curated record. Gene Ontology annotation, molecular function: serine-type endopeptidase activity. NCBI's taxonomy places the organism in Eukaryota, Metazoa, Cnidaria, Anthozoa, Scleractinia, Pocilloporidae. Gene Ontology annotation, biological process: peptide hormone processing.
AUUUUAGGACAAUCGUCCCAACGCAGUCGAAUUGACUCUGAAUUUCGCGUUUGACCAUGAUGCAGUGGAUUCAUUUUGUAUCUUUUAUUUCUCUUCGCUAUCUUGUUUCGAAAGUGGGCACCGUACAGUAUUCGAAUAGAUGGUCAGUUCAAAUUGAAGGUGGAAACGAAGAAGCAGAUAGAUUGGCGAGUAAGCAUGGUUUCAUAAACGAAGGCCAGAUUCUGAAUAAUUACUACAGUUUUCAUCAUAGGAAGGUUAUGACAAAAUCCAGAGUACCUGCUACCCAUGAGCAGGAGGGAAUUUCUGCUGAGCCAAAUGUUAAUUCAGUGCAGCAGCAGGUAGUAAAGACUCGUAAGUGGCUAUCAACAUCAACAUCAAAAUCUACAGCAACAUUCCCACCAAGGGAUACAAAUUGGACAGCUAUGUGGUACAUUAAUAGAGAUGAUGGCCCAACCUACAAUGUGAUUGAAGUUUGGAAGAAGGGCAUAACUGGCCAAGGUGUUGUGGUCACUGUGGUAGAUGAAGGAUUUGACCCAAAUCACCCUGAGAUUAAAGACAACUAUGAUAAAGAUGCAAGUUGGGAUUUGCUAGAAAAUGAUACCUCUCCUCUGUCAAGGGACAAAUUACUACCUCAAUAUGGGCAUGGUGAAAACUCUGCAGGUGUCAUAGCUGCUGUGGCAAAUAAUAAUAGGUGUGGAGUGGGUCUGGCGUACGACGCAAAAAUCGGAGGUAUCCGGCUGUAUUAUGAUGAAAUGGCUACAGAUGCUCAGGAGGCCAAAGCGCUAAGCUUUAAAAGAAACCACAUUGAUAUUUACUCAAACAGCUGGGGACCAGAAGACAACGGUUAUGAAGUUGACGGCCCAGGCCGUUUAACACAGAUUGCAUUAGAGGAAGGUGCAGAGAUGGGUCGAAAUGGCAAAGGUUCAAUCUAUGUGUUUGCCGCAGGAAAUGGAGGACGCUUUGUUAAGGAAUGUUGUCCAUUUAAUGGUUAUGCCAACAGUAUUUAAACAAUUGCUAUAACAGGUGUUAAGAGUGAUGGUGUAGUUCCGAGCUAUGGUGAACACUGCGCAGGGAUUAUGGCAGUUACCUAUAGUCGGAGUACCUUUGGAAAAGAUACAAGUCCAGUUGUAACUGCGGGUCUUGGAGACAAAUGUGACAGCACUUUUGGGGGUAGUUCAGCAGCGGCAGCUAUGGCAUCUGGACUCAUUGCUCUAACGCUAAGUGCGAAUAAAGAUCUCACAUGGAGGGAUGUUCAGCACAUUAUUGUGCGCAGUGCUAGACCCGCUGCUGUGAAAGGUGUCAAAGAAGGCGACUGGACUGUGAAUAAAGUUGGUUUAAGGGUUAAUGACUACGUUGGCUUUGGCCUGAUGGACGCUAGCAAGAUGGUUUCACUGGCAGCUAAUUGGUCAACGGUGCCAGAAAAAAGCAGUUGCACGAUCGAACGCAUUGGUGUAAAGAAGCCAAUCCCGUCCUAUGAGCCGUUGGACAUGGCAGUUGAUUUGACAGACAUGGAGAGCGUUUGCAAUGGAGUUAUGAUUAAGUUUUUGGAGCAUGUGGAAGUCAAACUCAACCUGAACUAUACCCGCCGUGGAGAUUUGGAGAUAAAAUUAACAUCACCAAGCGGAACUGAAACCAAUCUGACACAUUAUCGACUCUCUGAUAGCUUUUUCAAAUUAAAAGAGUUAAAGAAUUGGGUCGUCAUGACAUUGCAUCUUUGGGGUGAGACUGCGAAGGGAGAGUGGAAACUUACGAUAAAGAACUCACAAACGCAGCGUGCCAACAAAGGAAUCCUUUUUGACUGGUCGCUGAUUUUACACGGAACGAAAGAUAACCCACUUGAUGCAAAUACUCAUUUGCCUCAGGUGCCAGAUAGCCCCCAUCCAGAGGAUCAACCAACAACACCUACGCCCGAAGCAGGUUUCUCUUGGACAAUCAUUGUAGUUUCGGUAACUAUUUUGGUAAUUUUACUCGUCACUUUUUGGAUUUGCAUUAAAUGUGGUUGGAGGUUGGUGAUGUGGAAACUGUUGUGUCGGGUACACUGUAGCUGCUCGAAGUUAAGUCAUGGGAAUCCUGUUGGAAGUUAUCACUCAGAGAACCAACCAGAAGCCACAGGAAAAGCCACCUCAGUAUAAUUGGACUUAAAAAAUUCAACACAAAAAGGAUAAGAGGGAUAAUUAAGACUAUGACCUCAAGAUAUUUGGCGCGAGAGUAUGCUCGUGUGUAUCCAGUGGAUGAUAUCUGCUGUUUCGAACAAUGUUUCCGACCUUUGUCGCAUGUAAUGCUGAUGCUGUCAAAUGUGUGACCAAAUUUCAUCCUCAAAUAGAAGCUAAUAAGUUCUUAAUAAUUUAAGUUAUUACGCGCGCUCCCAUUGAUCAAUAGGUUUAUUUAUUUGAAACUAUCAAAGCGCGGCUGUGACGUCACCCCGUCUGUGUUCCAAAUGACGUUUGACACCAUUUACAAAAGAAAUGGAUGACUUUUUUCUCCGUGUUUGCAUAGUCUCAUCUAAACACUCGGCGGGAGUUGGGAAGAUUCGAGAAAGUUAUAUAAACCCCCGACUACGUCUUUCUCGAAUUCUCCUAGCCCAUUCUAGAUAUACACAUAGAUAUCAAAGCUAUAAGAGGCUUUUUUCGUGUUUACAAAACCUCUUCUAAACUGUAUGGAUGAACAGGUAUAUAAUCCCUGAUGAGUGAGCAAUCGCGAAACAGGCUUGUAGGGAUGAAAGCGUAGUCUAUGUAUGUUUGCUAACUCAACACACACACGCGCGCGCGCGCGUGUGUGUGUGUGUGUGUGUGUGUGUGUGUGUGUGUGUGUGAAGGAGGUCUGUGUUUCGAUGUUUCCGUAUAGCAGUGCUUGAUACAUAAAAGUAGCGCGCGAUUUCUGUUGAGUAGAAAAAUACAAAAAACUACGCUUUCAUCCUUUCAAGCCUGUUUCGUGAUUACUCACUCAUCAGGUGAUAUAUCUGUUAGAAAAAGCUUGAAAUGUUCAUGUUGUGCUUAAAAUAAUUUGUUUUAAGCGAGCCAAGCUUGCAUUUUAAAGCGUAAAAAGAAACGAGAGUGAGAAUUCGAGGAGUCCUCUCACGUAUGUUGCUUUUAAAUUAUCACUGUGAAUCAUUGUUACUAAAUGACAGAUGAAAAUUACUCUUUUGUAGGUUAAUUGGUUAUGGUGGCCAACAAUGGCCUCUAUGUGGUUUUACGUAGCUCACAGUUUUCCUCGAGGAUCGCUUUAGUGAUUGCUCCGAUUAAAUUAUUUGAGAUUGACGAAAGAACUAUUUUAAUAUUUAUUUGUAAAUUAAUAAAAUGAAAAUUC